AUUGACAUAAAGAACUUAAGACCAUUGUCAGUUUGCUGUAAUAAGUAAAGCUUUAAUGAAGAAAUUAUUAUUUACAUUUUAUUUUUUACAUAAAAUUACUAGGAUCGCUAAAUAUUUAACCGCAGGUAUCAGUCAUAUCAAUCACAAAGAAAAUGGUUUAUUAAACCAUUGUGAGAACCCAUAUCGGCCAUAUCAAAGCAAAAAAUAAAACUAUAUCGGUUCUUGCUAUCAUCGUCGCCCCAACCCUUGUAUUGAGUACUCAAAUAGUAAACCCAUCCAAAAGGUCUUUAAAUAAUAAAAACCACCCAGCACAUACCCCGUUUUGUCACGAGUGCGCAGGUAAUCACGAAACGUUUCCGACAUCGCACAGCGUAUACAAUAAUAAUUCCACGCGGCGCUCUGGACAGUUCUAGUAAAUCGACGAAUUAUCUUAUUUUUACAGUUCGGAACCCAAAUCAAACGAAUCAACAAACAACCGUCCUCAAAUCAAAGACGAUCAGCCGAGAAGUUCAGACUCACAGUGUCUUCGCAAUGUAUCUACGGAGAAGCAUAAUGAGUGUUAACCGUGCUGGGCACGGCCUACGCCGGCUCGCGUCGAAGGCCCUGGUCUACUCUGAAGAGGUGCUCCACGCCAAGACUGCCGGCAGCCCCAUCGUAGCCCUGGAAUCCACCAUCAUUACUCACGGCAUGCCCUACCCACAAAAUUUGGAAACAGCGGUGGCUGUAGAAACUAUUAUAAGAGAAAAGGGGGCUGUACCAGCCACCGUGGCCAUUCUGAAAGGACAGCUGACCGUCGGUCUGACUCGGGAGCAGCUGGAAUAUCUGGCCCGCGCGGAGGGCGUAGUGAAGGCCUCGCGGCGGGACCUGGCGCCCGUGGCGGCGGCGGGCCUCGACGGCGCCACCACCGUUGCCGGCACCCUCGUCGCGGCAGACCUAGCCGAUAUACCUGUAUUUGUAACCGGUGGUAUUGGAGGCGUGCACCGCGAGGGCGAGAACACGCUGGACGUGUCGGCGGACCUGACGGAGCUGGGCCGCAGCCGCGCCGCGGUCGUCUGCAGUGGCGUGAAGUCCAUCCUCGACAUUGGGAAGACGCUCGAAUACCUGGAAACUCAAGGCGUGUGUGUGUGCGCAUUUGGAGAAUCUGACGCGUUUCCGGCGUUCUACACUCGGCGUUCGGGUCACCGAGCACCGCACCGCACGCCCACGGCCGCCCACGCCGCGCGCCUUCUGGCCGCGGCGCGGAAGCUGUGUCUUGCGUCCGGUACCAUCAUCGCCGUACCCGUGCCUGAGGAAUAUGCUAUGGAUGAAUCAGUUAUAAAUGAAGCAAUUACCCUUGCUUUACAAGAAGCCAAAAGAAAAGGUAUCCAUGGGAAGGAAGUGACUCCUUACAUUUUGGCUGCUGUCUCAGAAGCAACAGGGGGCAAAUCUCUCGAUACCAACAUGGCCCUCAUAAAGAACAAUGCUAAAGUUGGCGCCGAUAUUGCUGUUGAGUUUAACAGACUCAAGAAUGUCGACAAUUUAGCGAACAAUUUCAGCAAUGGAUUCUCAAGGGGUGUAGAUAAUCCGGCCGGCUCUCAAUCGUUCCACACCUCGUGUAGGUCGCGCGGAAGCGCGCCGCUAUCGCCGAACGAGCCCGCUGCGUCCGAGCCUGUGCUCGUCAUCGGCGGGGCCAACGUAGACAGAACCUACAGAGUAGCAGAAGAUUGCAUCAAGUUGGAUGGCAGUACGCACCCCUGCGCGAUGGCACAGUGCGGCGGCGGGGUCGCGCGCAACAUGGCAGAGGCGCUGUGGCGACUGCGCGGCGGGCGCGCGCGCUUGCUCACCGCCGUCGGCGACGAUGCUGACGGCCACUACCUUACUCGGAUCGCACCAGGACUGCUACUGGACGGAUGCAUGGUUCGAGGUGCCCGCACGCCUACAUACGCUGCCAUCAUGGACGCCCGAGGAGAGUGUCAACUAGGGCUUGGGGACAUGGCUCUCCAUAAUCACAUCUCUAUCGAACUCGUGAACAGGCACAUGGAUGUUUUGGAAAAGGCGCCAGUCGUAGUCCUAGACGGAAACGCACCACAAUCCACCAUCAAGUACGUGAUUCAACAUUGCAGCGAAAUAAACAAACCAGAGAGCUCAAGAAGAAAUUCAAAUGUGACAGCAAAACUGUAAUCGACACCACAACAUCGACAAGCUUAUAUAGAAGGCAAGCCCACCGUCUCCGUAAAUCAUAAAAUAAUACUACGUCUACACUAAAAUUCGGUUACGUCAUUUAGUCAAAGGUCCAACGGACGAGAUUGUGAAAUACAUGUAUUGAUCUGAAAUAAAUUGUAUGUCGAGCA
Molecule: messenger RNA, 2330 nt
Organism: Cydia pomonella (codling moth)
Lineage: Eukaryota; Metazoa; Arthropoda; Insecta; Lepidoptera; Tortricidae
Product: pseudouridine-5'-phosphate glycosidase
Exons: 11
Coding region: 532-2160 (542 amino acids)
Molecular function (GO): pseudouridylate synthase activity
Source: RefSeq, a predicted model, not a curated record